AUAAUGCCAAAUGCAGAGGAACUACGAUGAGGAAACCCAGUGCCACACAUGCAUGCUGUAAAUGUUAAUGCGACCAGAAAACUUAAAACCCGAGCGGGAAAAUUCAGCCAAACCAAAAUAUGCCAGAAGCGUUCAAGAUCGGACUUAGGAACUCAAGAGGAACGGACAGACCCGAGAAGAAAUUGAGGCAAAUGUGAAACAUAUGUGCGUUCGUGCGUGUGUGGAGUUGCAGCUUCCAGUUUUCGGUUAUUGUUCUUCUGUUCUGGCAACGAAUCGAAAUUGAAUUAGCCAUUCGCACAGACAAUAAAGAAAUAAACAGAGCCAGCUGAGCAAUUCAAUUAGGAAGACAAACGAAUCGAACCCAGUACCAUUCCAAGUUAUAGCAUUUAGCACAAACUUCGACCGAGACAACAGAGCCACAAGUCAGCCACUGGGAACUUAUCCGGCUCGUUCUAUGCCACAUCUUGAGCAAGUCCCGACCCAGCGGUAAGCAAGAUUCUCGUCUACAAAAUGUCCCUGGCCGACAUGGGCACAGCCACCCGAUCCGCCGGUGGCGGCGGAGGCGGACGACACUAUGAUCUGGCCACGGGCGGCGGUGGAGGUCAUCCGGUGGGCGGUGGUCUGCCCGGAGGCCGCAUGACGCACUCUCUGAGCACACCUUCUGGAGUGGAUGGCACGCCCUCGACUCCCCGACAUCGCGGUGGCAAGAAGCUGACUGUACGCAUUCAGAUGCUGGACGACUCGAUCACCAUGUUUCAAGUUCAGGCCAAAGCCCUGGGACGUGUGCUCUUCGAACAAGUUUGCCGUCAGCUAAAUUUACUCGAGGCGGACUACUUUGGCCUGGAGUAUCAGGAGGUGUCCACACAUACCAAAUACUGGCUGGACCUGGAGAAGCCGAUGAACCGGCAGGUGGGCCUCUCACUCAUCGAUCCGGUGCUGCGCUUCUGCAUCAAGUUCUAUACACCCGAUCCAGCGCAACUGGAAGAGGAAUAUACCAGGUACUUGUUUUGCCUGCAAAUCAAACGGGAUUUGGCUACAGGAAGCUUGCAGUGCAACGACAAUACCGCGGCCCUGAUGGCCAGCUACAUUGUACAGGCGUCUUGCGGCGACUUUGUGCCCGAGGACUACCCCGACCAUACGUAUCUGUCCUCCUACCGCUUUGUGCCCCACCAGGAUGCCACCAUGCAGCGCAAGAUUAUGGAGAACCACAAAAAACAUGUUGGCCAAUCCCCGGCGGAGGCAGACCUUAACCUCUUGGAGACGGCACGGAGGUGUGAGCUUUACGGCAUGAAAAUGCAUCCGGCAAAGGAUGUGGAGGGAGUGCCACUGAAUCUAGCUGUUGCCCACAUGGGCAUCACUGUCUUCCAGAACAUCACGCGCAUCAACACCUUCUCCUGGGCUAAGAUCCGCAAGAUUUCCUUCAAGCGCAAGCGCUUUCUGGUCAAACUGCAUCCCGAGGGUUAUGGAUAUUACAAGGACACCGUUGAGUUCUUCUUCGAGGGACGCAACGAGUGCAAAAACUUCUGGAAGAAAUGCGUGGAGAACCAUGGAUUCUUCAGGUGCACGGCCGUUCAAAAUACACCCAGGAGGAAAACCCGCGUCCUCUCCCGGGGCAGCUCAUUUCGCUAUAGCGGCAAAACGCAGAAGCAGAUUAUCGAGUUUGUCCGCGAAAAUUACGUAAAGCGUCAGAACUUCCAAAGGUCUCAGUCAUUCCGGCAAGGGCCACUGAAUGCUAGUAGCCGAAGUCAAUCGCAUACCUAUGUGAAUUCCAGCAUUUCAGCCAAUCCCCUACUCCCAAUUGACACUGCGGCAUGGGACUAUCGCAAUCAAUGCAGCGACUCGAUGACCCCUUCUCUGACGAAGAAGGCAGCGGAUACCUUGGAUCGCCGACGAGACAAUCCUAUCGACCACAUGCGUUCUCAAGUCACAGCAGCCCAGGUGGAGAUCUAUCAGACGAAGAACUAUGCAGCGGACUCGCCAACCUCCCAGGAGGAGGCGGAAUGCUCGGCGGCGGUGGCGGAACGGCAACUCCACUCGGCAGUGGGUAUGGACCAAAUGAAUUCGAACCGCUCGCUUUCGCCCCAGGGUCCGCAGUCGUGGACUUCGCCCAGCCACAGCAGCCACCUCCAACAGCGCGGUCCCGAUCAGGCUCGUGUGCAUCCAGGCGAUCACAAUUUAGGUCUGAGCCACUUGUCCCACUUGUACAGCAGCAGCACCCCUCGUCGAGUCUCAGUGGGAUCCCAAGCGUAUGUCCCUGCGUCGCCGCAGCUCAUCAGCAUCAACACGCACAGCAGCAGCACCAACCACAACACUAUGCACAACACCAGCACAGUGGGUCGUUCGGUGGAUCUCAACAGCUCCAUGGAGUUGGAGGAGGAGGCGGAGGACCCGGGACCUGUGGACACGGAGGAGGAGGGGGAGCCUAUGGGGGAGGAGGAGGAGGAAUUAGUAGAGGAGGAAGCGGAUUCGGACUUGACGGCAUCUACCAUCAAUCGGGAGACUAUGGUGGCAGCCUCAGCGGGGGCAGCAUCGGUCUCGGCUUUGGGCUCGGGAUUGGUCAGUGCCCAUCGUCCGCAGCUUCGGUCACAGGAGUCCCAGUCGCAAACUGCCACGCCAGUCCAUUAUAGCAGUACCAGCUAUUCGAUGUCUAAGCAGUGCAUGCUCAACAACGCCAAUGCAAACUCGACCGAAACUGAAACCGACAACAUAAUCUACACCGACAUCAACGACAUGGGCCACUAUAAGUACCCGGACUUUCACAGCGCCGCUCACCAGGAGCACAAGAUCUCGAAUAGCGAGCACCUGAAUCUGAAUGAACGAAACGAUAUCUAUGCGACUGUUAAUCGCAAAGCUAAAUCCAAGAUCCGAGAGAAACAUUUCAGCGAUGAGUUUAUCGAUCAGUCCAUACUUCAGUAUACGAGGGCCAAGCAAAUGGGUCUAAGCCAAGUUCCUGUUCUCUUGCAACAACCUAGCACCUCCGCGUACGCAGCUGCUGUCCAGGAGAGGAGCUACAACAGUGCAAACUACCAGUAUCACAAUGACCUUAAUCACCCCUCUGAGUCCUCUUCCUCCUCCUACUUCGGUACUGGCUUCGGCACCAAACGGUACGGUCAAGGGGAACGGACCAAGCUGGCCCAAUCCGAAAAUUACCUGACACCAUCGUUAGACUCCCAGAGCUCCCGCCACACUCACUCUCUUCCCCGAAACUCAGAGCUGUCUGGAGUUGAUUCAGUGGAUUCGUACGACAGCCACUACAUCACACAUCACUCGGUGGGCAUACUUCCUCCCACUCGUCUCUCUUCCUCAUCGGAGAAACUUGAAUACCAGUUGGCUUCGGGCAACCUCUAUUCUACAACCCAGUUCGUAAAACCCGAUGAAGCAGCCGCUCAUUACAUGGACGAUGAAGAGGAAGAAGAGGAAGACGAGGGAGAGGAGGGUGAGAAUAUUUAUGACCAGGUGGAGCGCGAGUCCUGGCUGAAGAGCAGCUCUUGCAAAGAUCUAUUUGAGCGGUACAGUAGCACGUACUACGACCGGGAGCUGCCCAAGCCAAUGACUGCUUUCGACAAAGAGUUCCUUUCCUCCAACCGGAUCGACUCUCCAGUGACGCGCUACGACGAUUCCCGUCACUCGUUGUAUGUUACCAAAAACCACUCGAUCGAUGCCCACCAGGACUUCUCUCCAUUGCCACAAAGCAAAGUGUACUCCUCGAGCUAUCCGGGCAGCACUUACAACACCCAGGAGCACCGGCGUCAGCAUGGCCAGCAGCUGGACUACUCGGGUUCCCAGGACGAUAUCUCACAGGACAGCUACGAACUUCUGGAGAAGUACGACAUUGACUUCUUCGGGGGACGUGGCCGCUCCGAGGACCACAUGCGCUCCUGCUCACUAGACUCGGGCAAUUACAUACCAAGUGACGACGAGUCGGUAUCUGAAGGACAUCAACAGCACAAAUAUCGCUCAGCAAUAGACGUCAAAUCGAAGUCGGCUGCCGAUAUUAUGAACGAAAUUUGGGACGCCGAGGAUCCGCGGUAUCUGCCACGCGAGAAGUUGUCGGUCAAGUCGGACGGCAACUUCUACAAGAAGAUACAGGAAGCUUUGACCCGUACAUCUAGCCAAGAGAGUCAGAGUGAGCUGUUCGAAACGAAGAUCUCGCGCAGUUCAGACUCCAGCAAGAAGUCGCGAGACAGUCUUUACCACACGGACAGCAAAAAGUCGCGGGAGACCACAAAGAGUAAAACUUCUGUGGCUUCGAGUCAGGACUCUAAAGAGUCCUUGGUGGGUGAUUGCUUUGGCCGCAACUACGAGAUGCCAACCACCACCGGCAAAAAAGUUAAGCAGUUUACUAAGAAAGAGCUCUACGAGAAGUUUGCCCAGUCCAGUCAGGAUUCAAAGAGUGAUUACUACGAUGCCGUCGAAGCGGGUGUAGAAGCAGCACCGGAGGGGCUAUACUCAAGGCCAAAGGUUAAGAGUCACGACUGCCUGCUUUCGGACACUCAUAGCUCCACUGCAAACAGCUCUUUCUAUGAUAGCCGUGACACUUAUUCCACGUUUCCCAGCAAUAAGACGCACAAGACCUCGAAGGUGCACUCGAUUAGUCUGCAGAAUGUGGAGAUCGAACGUAACGCCAAGUCCUUUGGCAGCAAGUCUCCGGAAUCCGUAUCGACUCCGGCUUCGGGAAAACGCUGUCGAGAAAAGGAUAUCCAGACGGGGGACUCACUUGACCAGAUGGCUCCAAUAAAGAGGGGCAACUCACAAUCCUGCAAGAUAUCUGCAUUCCGUCGACGAUCUGAUAGUGAAAAUAUCUUUAGCUUCGACCAGGAUCGCAUCGAGUGCAUUCAGAAGUACACUAAGCAGUGGGAGGGCCAGCAACCCAAGGACGAGAAGAGCAAGCAGAGUCCGGAGUAUCCACUCACUCCCGAACUUGUUUCGGAGUUUGAGAAGCAGCAGGCGCGCCUUAUGGCCCAUCAGAAGAUAACUCGUAAGGAGGAGCUAAUAGCCAAAACGCACUUUGAGGAGUACAAUCCCAUUAUGGUACCUUUAAGUUACUCAUCCCAUGCUACAGUGGAGCGCACCAAGAGUGAUCCUAACUCGCUUGCCAACCGUGCCCGCUUAGGAAGUAACUCUCGCCGUCAUGUGCUCAUGCACCAAAAGUCCAUUGACCUUACUCCAGCAGAUUCAAACUCCAGCGAUGAGGAUUACAUCUACAAGCAGAUUCCAAGUGCUCCUCCUCUCUGCAAAGCCCAUGGUAAUUUCGAAAUUCCCAAGUGUUACGAUGGCGCUACUGCUUCGCAGGUCACUCAGGAGCUGCCGAAGACGGGUUUUGAGCUUCCGAAGAGUUUUUUCAGGGAUUACGAGAGGCGUUUCACCAAAGUCUUAAAGGAGGACAUUCCAUAUGUUCUCCACAAGCGCCACAUCAUGAACGGUACUGCUCCUUCACCCAGCGAGAAGAAACACACUAAGCCUAAGUCUCCAAAGUCACCGAAGUCACCCAAGUCUCCAAAAUCUCCGAAGUCGCCGAAAUCACCGAAAGCUAGCUGCGGAAUUCCAGGAGCUGGUGCUUCUGACUUCCUGCCUGAUAUACUUGACAGUCUUUUACCUCCGGACACGAAGGAGUUCCUAUUCACGCAAAACAUAGACCUUUCAAAGGUGGACCCAAUCACAUUGGAGAUCGACAAGACCAUUCCAACAAUUCAUCUGUCGUCGCCAAAGCGGGACAUCACAAAACAGAUGGACGCCUCAACGCUGGAAAAACUGAACAAAAAACUCAGCCAGAUUGAAAGUGAUUCGGCCACCAGUUCCCGAACUGAAAGCAUGCAGCAGCAGAAGCUGGAGCAAAAGCAAAUGGAGCUUAUUCAGAGUCUCCGCAAGGAGCUGCAGGCCAAUGCCAGAAAAGCCAAUAAGCCGAGGGUUAUUCCGAAGACCAAGUCAGCUGGAAAGUCUAAGAAGGGCAAGACUCGCAUUACCUCGUUCUCCUCCGACGACGAAAGCUUGGACUCGGAUGAUGUUUUUGGUUCCGCUGAGGCCAUUCCCGAUCGCUUGGAGUUUUCUCCGCCACAAUCACGCAAGGAGAUUGAGUCUAUUCUCCGCAUCGAGCAAAGUAGGCUUAUAUCGGCGGCUUGGGGUCGCGGGCAGACAAUGAGCUCUACAGAGAUAGAGGGGUCACCUCCUCAGUGUAGGCGGCUGGCUGAUUUGGAGAGUCGAUAUCAAACCCAAAAGCUGGACCCCCAGUAUACAAAUGCCACAGAACUGAGACGGAUCUCAGAACGCUCUAUUUCGAUACCUUCCUCAGAGGACGAGCCCCACAUGCCCAUACGAGGUCGCAUUGAUGAAUGCACAAACGAUUACCAGAGAAACGAAAACAUUCCUUCACCUAUCUUGGAGCAUGCCGAGUUUUUCCGUAGCAACGACGACAUAUAUGAAACAUGCCACGAGGAGCGAAUCACAGGCUCAGACAUUGAUUACACUCUAAAGAAGCAGACAGCCAGCGGUGCUAAGUCCAAGGUAAAGCUAAUCGAAGAAAUCAUCGACUCCUCGAUAGUUAUGCGUUCCAAAGGACAUGCCCCUAUUCUGUUUGCCCACGCACGCUUGAAUCUUUCUGAAGGAUCAGUGUCCCUGCAGCGGCAAAAGGCGACUCAACAGCAAUCACCGACAACCGAGAGACGAACCAAGAGCCUCGACACUCCGGUGAUCUCGUUACACCGCCUCCCACCCAUGAACGCCUUUUCCUCAAAGGACGAUACCGUGGGCUUUGAGGAGGAGGCAGAGAUUCUUGAGGAGAAGUCUUUGGAGCGAGAUAACCAAGCUGCCGCACAGGACGAAGACACCGCUGACAGCGUUCACUCCUGUGCAGGAUCCAUACCCACCCAGACUAGCUACCAAACAAAUGGUAGAGACUCGUUGCUAAGUGCAGUGACUAUUGACAGCGAAGAGGCCCAGCUGCUUAACCAACUGCGGUACAUAGAGAAAAUUGCCUUACAAGGCGUUAAAAUCAAAGACAAGAAGAAGUCAAAGAUGAAACUUAGGAGCGGUGAUCACCUAAUUUUGAACAUACCAAAAUACCGAUUCACAGACUGGUCGCCAUACAGCUCAGCCAACAGCUCCCGGAAGACUUCGCCUGGGGUCUCAAGAGCCAGCAGCAUUGAAAGCACUGGCAAGGGAAAGCUUAAGACGUCGGAGCCCUAUAAGGGAAAGGCAGUAUCCAGAAGUCGUCCAGAGUCACGGCGAACCAGUGCUGAUGAUAUAAAAGCACGAGAUGGAAGGGGAAGUAAAAAAUCGAGCCCAAAGGAGCGGCCACGAUCCAUCGAGAUGCGACGCCUUAGCAAGGACAAGAGCAAAUCUCAAGAAGAGACCGAGGCUGAUAUUGCGAAGCGCAAGGAACGUCAGCAAAAGCUAUACGAGUCAGCCAUGAAGCAAACCAUCACCAUGCUUAGUCCGGUGAAGGACACAUUGCCAGCCUUCCCCGCUCCCGAGGAUAAAAUUCUUGUAAAGACCGACGGCGACAAGAUUAUUAUUGAAACAGAAUUUAAAUCGAAGGCGGAGGAUCACGUUCUGAUCGCCAAGAGUCCCAGAAAACUCGAUAAUUCGCUUGUGAAAUUCAGCCGCAGUUUUGACGAAGGACGAAGCCCCGACAAACUGGACAAAGCAAAUCGAAGCUUCGAGGAUCGUAAUAAGUCCUUCGAAGAUUCUGAGAAGUCAGAUGCUCCCGAAGACAUGCUCAUCAAAUCCCCCAAGAAAAUUGCCAAGGCGCAGGAGAUGAAGCAAAAGAUCGAGGGCAGUGUUGUACACAAGAAGAUAGAUGGAAAGUCGAGUAGUCUGGAGAGACCAGCCGAACAUCAUUACCUUGGUCCUGAUGUUAAGGCACGAAGUCUUGAUGACAAAAGACAGGCGACCGAGGCGGCGAAGAAGAAUGAGGAGAAGCCGGCGCCUGUGGCCAGGAGUGCUAUCGGGGAUCGACGAAUGUUUGCCCAUCAGUAUCAAGUCCAAGAGCCCCAUCAGGAAGACAUCGACAUGCAAGCGGUGAUUUCGGAGCGUAGAUCGCUGGAGAUUCUGAAACGUUCUCUUCCAUCCGAAGAUGCACGCGACAGUGAGGGAGCAUUCAGUCGCAAGCCGUCUACAGCCGAAAGCCUGGACUCGUUUGUAUCUGCUGACGAUAGCCACUCACCGGCCAGCAAGUCGCCAAUUCCAGGAACGAGAGCCGGAAACGAGGGCUAUCCUCACCGGGUGCCCACCAUAGAAUGCGAAGAACCGUCUAUCGAGGAGGACGACAAUUCGUCCGAAAGGCGACAUCUGAAAGUUGGGAGGCAAGAUACAAAUAGGCUGAGUUUGGAUAGAAGUCGAAGCGAUGAAACGGGCUCCUGGAUGACGGUGGAGUGUGACGAGUUCAUAGGAUCGGAUACUUCUGACAACGAGCCACGUACUUUGGAACCAGAUCGAAAUGUUCUGGAGACUCAGGCUACUUUGGAAGAUGCAAACCCUCUGGAGUACUCCAACUGCGCCACACCCACAUCCGACUUGAAUAUUCUUGUAACUCCACCCAACGCUAGUCCCCAAAUCGAGAAGUCUGUGCUGGAGACUUUCGAGAAGUAUACUGGCUCUUCAGACAGUAAAAAGAAAAAUCACAGCCUGGAUAAGCAAAGUGAUCGUUCGAAGAGCUCGGAUUCCUGGACUAGCGGAGAAAAGGACACAAGUCCGCAGAGACAAGAAGAUUGGAGUCUGUCUGCGGGUAAGGACAAAAGUUCAAUGGAAGAAGAGUCCAGCGUCAGCUGUUCGAUUGCCCGGCCUUUUGGAAUAUCUCAGGAUUUUGGCAACGAAGAGGCGCGUAAGUGCCAGGAACUCAAGCAACGCAUGCUCCAACUGGAGAUGGGCAAUGAUGAGAUUACACCUACAGGGUCAAAUGAGCAAACGCCCACAAAUGAACCAAAAGUAUUAGUUGGCAAGAAACCGAGCACACCGACGCUGGAAAAGCAGAGCCCUAUCGACCUCGGUACCAGCACAGAGACCUAUCUGGAUCCCAUCGAGGAGCGCAUUGCCAAGAUAUUGGAUCGAGGCGGUGCCCGCACCGAGGACAGUGAAUCUAGCUCUGGUGGAUCCCGCAAACCACCGAGGAUUGAAAAGCCGGCAAGAGCUAACGCGGGAAAGAAACUAUCCGUUACUCGGGCGGAGCCGGGAAAAUCGGGAAGUGACCGUAGUUCCCAGGAGUCUAAAUCCAGCUUUGACUCCAAGGGCUCUUUAAGCGUUGAAUCACGAGGCUCAUUUGAGACAGAAAGCAGUUCUGGAUCUCUAGGGGCGGCGCAAAGGCGUGGCGACCUGGCCCAGAAGGAGCAACAAAGCACUUGGCGCCCGUUUCCCAUCGAGAGCUCAAACAGCUCUAGCACAGAUGACCCUUGGCAUCAUGUAGAAACGGAUGGCGGCUACGAGCGGUAUGAUGCACAAAAUCCUUUGCGUGAUUCCUCAGACAGCGACGUAAAGGAGGUUUCGCCCGAUGAGCAGAAGGAUGCCAGCGAUGCCAGUUAUCAGGAUGAGCUAAACGACUUUCCGGCUACUUUCGGCUAUCCAGCUAUGACUAGUAAUUUGGGUGGAAUUGGUGUGAAUCCCACGGACAUUAUUGGAUACAGUACUGGCUUUACUUUGGGCAGGACUCUCUCAAGAAUCUCAGAACGUAGCACGGCUUCCGAAAAGUCAAGCAUGGAGGAUGACGUGAGCAAGGCCUCGACGCACUCGGUUAGCAUGCGGGAUGAAUCGGUGGGAUCAACUGAUCACCAGCCUAGUUUAAGCUCCGAUUCGAGGAGCAAUACUAAUCUUGCUUACAUCUCGGAUGCCGAUCGACGCACAUCGGCGGAGAUGCCGGAAAUUCCCUGCGACUCGGCCACUGGCGAUCGUCUCUCUAGUUUCGGAAGUAUUAAUGAACCAAAAUCACCAACUCUAGUCACAGGGCGCUUCUCUGUGACCCAUGUAGAUGAACUGCAAUGCGACGAUGUGGAGCGGCACACACUAAUGUGCCUUUCCAAUGCGGGCAGCCAGGACUCGGAGGACUGGCCUCUACCAGAGAUUCCCUUCGAUCAUGUCCCGGUGAAGCCGGCCGAAUCAAUGUAUGGCAUGCCGGACUUGGAUAAGCCGGUGCCGAAGUCCUUCUGCUGGAAGGCCAGUUUGUCGUUCCAACAGUCGCAGGAUUCCCUAGACUGGCCUUCGCCUCCUUCGAGUGCCAUUGGAGCCCCUAUAAUUGUGGAGAACAUUGAAACAUAUUAUGCAAGCGAGGUCCAAAAUGCGGACAAGGUGGUUUUGGAUGAGGAGAUGGCAGUAGGACCCCCUGAUGUGGCCAAGAUUCUGCCGUACGAGGAUACCGCCUAUCUUAUGUCAGCUGCCUUUGAUGACAAUGAUUUUGCCAAUGAGCAAGUACAACCGGACACUGUGAGCUGUCUUAGCUCCACUUUAAGUGCAGCCUCUUGCCUUUCAUCUUCGCUAAAUGUGAGCUGCAGCACUUCAUCCACUCAAGCUACCGCUAGAGUUCAGCGGAAGAACUCCAGUCCCGAGGUGAUUGUCGCCCAGCCUACAAGAUCACCAGCUCCCAGAAGCCCACUCUCGGAGGAAGAGCUCUUCUCCAGUGAUGACGUCUUCAUGCCGGGGACAAUCAAGGUUCAGCUUUCACCAGAUGCCCAACUGAGAAAGCUUUCGCGAGGCUCCAACAACUCAGACACUUCCAUCGACGACAUUCUUUCUGGAAGCGCCACCUAUAUGGAAGAUCAGACCACUGUGCGGAGAAACUACGAGGCUCGUUUAAGCAGCGGUGGAGGAGCGAGCUGUAAGAAAUGCAGCCACUCAAGCCAUUCCGAAGAGGAAACUAGUUCGCUUGGCACAGAUCUGGAUGGAACAGUAAGGAUGGGUGGAUUGCAACAGAAGAAAUGCACCCAUAGCUCUCACUCGGAGGACACCUCUAUUGGACUGAGCAUCUCAGAAUGGUCCACCGGAACCAACACAGUACGCCAGUAUGCUAAUCUCUCCGGAUCAGACAGCCUUUCCGCAGUCUCCACACAUUCAUGCGCCAAGAGCGAGAAAUCAAACCAAACAAAAUCAAGUAUAAGUUCGAUCAAUAAAUCCGCUGAAAGCCUGAACGAGCAGAGUGGCGGAAGUAGCUUCUCUCACAAGUUCAGCGGAGAUAAUGGUUCAUCCGACGGUCUUCGAUAUGACAUGCUGUCCAAUUCCGAGACCGAUAAGCUAAGUGAGCCCACCUCAGCCACUCGAAGUGAUGACACCACAUUGACUCUAACCGAAAUGGCUCACACCAUCAGCGAGUGGUCCACUUCUAGUAGUCGCACGAUGGUUGGCGUGAGUCCUGGAGAGUAUCUUCCUCUCAAGCAGGCACUUUCUGGAAAUAAAACUAGUUUGAGCUCUCCCAGCGAGGAAAAGCGUUGCGCCCUGCCGCAGGUCCAUCGAAGAAGCGGCAGCAAUGGCAACCAUGCGAGGGCUGCCCAGGAGCAGGUCGACAUUUCAACUGGUCCAGAGACAAGUGCCGCUGCCCGGAAACGCCGUUCGCUUGAGAUGAUGUCCAAGUUGUAUCAGAGCCAAGAAAUAUGCUCUGAGUCAGAGUCGCCGUUUGUAGAGCGUUUGUAUGCUCACAGCGAGAAACUGACGGAACGCUAUCAGAGCCAGGAGUUUGUUCCCCUCCAUGGUGGACCUCCAGGAGCCCAAAUCACUCCACCGAAUACUACUCAGAUCCAAACCCAGCAGCCCCAACAGGUGCGGCAGAAGCCUAGGGCUCCUCAACCGCCUACGAAGCCGAAGCCAGCUGUUACUAGGCCCAUUAUGCAGGCUUUGCUUAACAAAAUGAAGCAACCAGGACUGGCGGAGCAGGCAGCCGAAGCUGCUGAGGCAGAGGAGAAAAAGGCCAAGAGUGUUGCUCCUCCGGCAGCUGUGAAGCCAUCGCCACCACCUGUACCCACAGUGCCGCCCAUCGUGACGCCUAGCGAUCUGCCCGGCGACGUGGUGGCUCCUCCACCGAAACCAUUGGCUAAGCACCACAGCUAUGAUGACAGAACUCUCUCAAAGACGCAGAUUCGUGAGUUCAAAACCACCAGCAAGCAGUUGCGUCAAUCAAGCUCCUUUCAUGAGCACAUGCUCAGCAAGUCGCAACAGUCUUCGCAGGAGCUGCCCAUGAGAAUCGACGAGGAGCGGGAUCCGCACUCUACUUCCUCGGCCACCAAUACGACCACCACCACUAACACUCUAAACAGCGAGAGUACAGAACCGAAUUCUCCCCAAAUGCCGCAGCGGGCGGAUAAGUUAGUUCGCUGUUCCCCAUAUUACUCCAGUAGCUUGAGUUCGGAAUCUCCACCAAAUCAGUUAUUGCAGAAACCCCCAAGAAAAUCGACUAGCCAGCUAAGUGCUGGAGCCUUAGCGACUUCUUUGAAGAGUCCACCCAGUGGCAACGAUACGGACAGCUCGCUGGACGUGCGUGGUCAGGAGGCCAAAAUGAGAAGUAGGGGCUACCGCAAGAAGCGACAGUUGCCCGCAAAAAGAAUGAGGGCCAAUAUGACAGCGGCGGCUCUAUUGGAGCAAGCUGAGAGCUCAGAGUGCUCUGAGGGUUAUGUGCCAGAAGUUGACUCAGGCAGCUCGGAGUACUCGUCGUGUCAGCGGGAUGACCAGUACCUCGAGUUCGACGAGGAACUGGAAAGGGAUCAAGAGCAAACCGACGAUUAUGACGACUAUCCUCAGUAUAGUGGCAAAUUUGAGAGCCUGGACAUGAGCGAUAAUGUGGACGAGAUGGGAUUCCCGCGAUACGAUCGCCUGGGACACAUCACAAAGCCAAUGUAUCACCAAGCGGUAGUAAUGGACCGUCCUAGUCCAAUGCACGUUCCAGCCCCUGCUAAUCAUCCAAUGCCUCCGACCACGGGACAGCCGGUCAAGCCAGCUAGGACUAAGAAAAGGCAGCUAAAACGGGAGGACUCCACGGCGGCGAGUACAUCCGGAUUUUCAGGAGUAACAGCCCAGGUACGACCCUACCAUGGACGCAGUUACUGUAAUCCGGAGGAAAGCGAGUACGAGACCCGGGGUGCCGGAUUUUCCGAUGAGCUGGCCAACUCUAGUGAGGACAGCUGCAGUGGAUUCGGGGGAGAAGCGAGUGCAUCUGGAUCGGGCACAAUUAGAAGGGGUGCAGGCAAAGGGUCGGGACAGGAUCAGCAGCAAGGAACUGGAGCCCAGGCUCGAGAGGCUCUUCCUUAUCCCGAUUUUCUGUCAGACUACGAGUCUGAACCCAUUGAGUACGAACGGUAUGCCUGUGGACUGGAUAUACGUGUAGAUCCGCCACCGAAGUUCCAUGACUCGGAUGAGCUGAGUGACCAAUAGGAUGGGAUAUUCAUGGAACUUGGAGAACAGUAACAAUGAAAAUCACAAGAAACCCCAUUGCGUGUGCUUAACAAAUGCAGCCUUUUCAUUUGUUCCGUUGCCUUAGAAGUUUUUAGAACGACUCUUUGACUUUUACACACGAUCCAAGUACUUAUAACCAACUUAUUUGUAACUGAGACUGAUUUACGACAAGCGAACAAAACAAAAAUCGAAAACUAAAACCCAUGAAUCUUACAAGCUGCAUAGAAAAACUUAGAACAAUUAUAACUGUCCUUGAAGCGUUAGAAAAUCAAAUCAAAUUGAAGUAAUCGACAUUUUAAUCAAACAUUACAAAACAUAACAAAUCAAAUAAUUACCUUAAAUAAUCGAGAUGAUGGCGGAAGCCCGUAGGUCGGUGUAGAUUGAGUUGCCUUUGAGCGGUAUCUAUAUAUGAUAAUGUUAUAGAUCAAUUCAACAUUCAAAUAUAUAUAUACAUAUGGGGUAUAUUGAGCAUUGAGCGAAAACGUUAAACGAGUUGAACAAAUUUUAAUGCACUGUUUAAUCAUCGAAUAAUGGAAACAAGAAUAAAAAUAUUUAAUUGUUAUUUAGCUAAUACAACACGAAUCGACAACACAAUACUUAAGAUUAACGUUAUCGAAUGAAUAUAUUAAUUGAUUAAUUCAAAUUGCCACGAACUCUGCGCAGUUACGUUCAGUAUUUCAUUAGAAUUGGUAGCGCAGACUAAUAAAUCCUAUCCAGCUGAGUUCCAAGUAAUCCAAGUGUCAAAGCCAGGCACACCUAACUGGUAAUAUCCGGUAUCAAACCUCUCAACUAGUUACGUACACCUAUGAUCUAAGUUUAGUAAUAUCAAACGAUGAAGCGACAAAUCAGCGGAAUCCUUUGAAACCAUUGUCCUGAAAAAACUGUUGAAAAGGUUUUGAUUUGUUCUCACAACAAGUUGAGUGGACCUCGAGACAGGUCCUGACCCAAAGUAUUCUCCUACCAGAACACUGCAUUAUCACAGCAUAAUGAAAGAAGCAUUUAUUCCAAGCUAUUAAGCGGUUUUCUAGCCAUAUAUAUUUUAUAUAGUUCUCGAGCUAUAUAAGUUUUUAAUUUUACGGCAUACGUUUUUAGAAGCAAGUUACCAACUUAACUAUUACUUACGAUUCUCACAAGUGAACAAACGUUGUCUUAGCCAUUAGUUCAGCUUAGUACAUGAAUGUGCCAAAUCGGAGACCCGCGAAGGGAAACCCCAUACCAAGAGUAUUAACUAGAUGUAAUUGAAAUGGGAGCAGAUCACGGAAUUAAUUGAGACCCUGUUAAGUUUUAAAUCCGUUUGGAAACUUAUAAACCCAAAACGUAUGGGAUAGAUUAAUGUUCUUUAAGUUUACGAAAGAUGAAAAAGAUAUUUAAGUGUUGUUAGAGCGAAUGAGUGGAGGAGGAUUGGUACUAGGCAAUGUAAGGGUGGAACAAUAAUUUUACUAAUUUAAUCCAGAUCAAAAGUAUUCGAAUCAAAAUAUCUCUUUGUGUUUAGACUUAAUGUUAAAUUGAAUAAGAUUGAAAAUUGGUUGUUGCAAAAAGCUUGUCUACGUUGAUUGAAUAACCCUACUAUCCGAUAAUACCAGAGCAGAUCUUUAGUUAGGAAAAAACGUAUACUCUUAUCGGGCUUAAGUGAGUUUUUAAAAUCCUUAAACUCUUGUUUUUACAAAUUACUUCGAGUGCAAACAAUGUUUGUUUUUUAAAUGUAAAUUUAAAUGUAAACGUACGUAAAAAAUACGUAACGAAUAUUAUCUGAAUUUUAAGAAGUUAGAAACAAUUUGCUUUGCUACACGAAAUUCAACUUAAUAAGGUUUUAUUUGAUCGAAAACAUUUUUCUCACAUAAGCCAAAAAAGAUCACACAGAAAGAUACAGAAAGAGUGAUUUGAGUCUUGAAAUAAUGAAAGCCAAUGAAAUGUACACGAGCAAUCGAAUUAACAAGUAUUAAAUUAUAAUUAUAUAGAAAGGAAACUAAAUAAAUAAAACUUCAUUAAUCAAAUAAAA
Molecule: messenger RNA, 15358 nt
Organism: Drosophila eugracilis
Lineage: Eukaryota; Metazoa; Arthropoda; Insecta; Diptera; Drosophilidae
Gene: Cdep
Product: FERM, ARHGEF and pleckstrin domain-containing protein 2
Exons: 11
Coding region: 511-13338 (4275 amino acids)
Cellular component (GO): cytoskeleton
Molecular function (GO): cytoskeletal protein binding; guanyl-nucleotide exchange factor activity
Source: RefSeq, a predicted model, not a curated record